Molecule: messenger RNA, 3437 nt
Organism: Oncorhynchus mykiss (rainbow trout)
Lineage: Eukaryota; Metazoa; Chordata; Actinopteri; Salmoniformes; Salmonidae
Source: RefSeq, a predicted model, not a curated record
UCCAAUUUCACCUGAGGCGUUCUCUCUAACGAACUUCCUGAAGUCUCACCCGUGAGUCCUGCUGUGAACCUCUAUAUGUGCAGAACAAAUAUAAUCUAUGUAAACACUAGUUUAAGUUGCCAAUGAUUCCUGGUGUUUGUUUGUUUUCCAGUCAGAGAAAGCUUAUCAGGAAGUUCCUCAAACAAAUGGUAAGUCCCGCAUUUUUUCUGCUUUCAAGGGUGGAGUGAUCAUUGGAAACAACUAUCUUGUAACAUAAAAACUACUAGCUGUCAGAUUGUUUUCUGUUUCUCUUUCUAAGAACGUGACAAUAGGCGACCUGGACGAAACCAUCGAGUGGGUGGUGUGUGUCUCCAGUGAGGUGUUCCUCCCAGUGAUGGCUCUGCACAGGACCUCCAGACCAGAGUCGUCAGACUCGUCCCGCUGGGGGUCAGGUGUGCUCCAGAUCGUCUCUGAAAAGUUCCACCAGCGGAGUUCUGAGCCGAAGGGAAGGCUCCUGGGCGGGCAGCCGCCCACUCCCCCUUCUGAGACCGACAAGGAGCUUCAGGGCAUAGCAGAUCUGUCUGUGGGUAACAUCCUGAAAAGGGCCCAGGAGGACCUCUUCUCUUCUGGUGAGGAUGACCUGGAGAACACCCAUCCAGGUAUUACUCUGACAGAAGAGAAGCUGUCCAGAAUAUUCUCAGAGCUGUUCAGGGAUGCCUGUGAGAGUGCCCAGGAGGCCGCCAGACGGAUCCACCACAUGAGGUCUGGAAGAGGCAACAACAGCCAGAAUGGGAGUUGGCCUGGGUCGUCACAGGGAUCGAGCAAAUCCAACAUGCCAGAGUUGGGAGAACUGGGGUCAGUGAGGAGUCCCAAGGGAAGUGACGUCCAUAAAGUCCUUAGCGAGGGGUCCCUCCCUGUCUUUGCCCUGUUUGAGGAGAGGCCAGGGGAAGUUGGGGAGACCAGCAGCCCUGCUGGGGAGAUGGACGAGACACAGACUGCCAGCACUCCCAGCAUUCCCCGGUCUGGGCAUGGCGGCAGAAGGAGUAGCCAGACCACCACUCCCACCCCCGGCCACAGAGAGGCAGGAUUCACAGCCAGUAACAUCUUUGAUGUUAUUAUUCAUCUGGCGCACUCUGACACUGACCGGGAACUCCACCAGGAGUUCAGCAGUGAGGAUGAUGUUUCACUGAAUGACAUCAUGGACAUGAAGUCAACCCCGGCAGUGGAGCCCCUGGGUCAGAUCCUGUCCUCAUGGAAGCUGGUCAACAUGAUCUUCAGGGGGAAGGUCCACUACUUUGGGAAGGAGCUCAUCUGCAAGGUGUAUCAGAUGCUUCUGGACACCGGUAUGGGCAGGAGGCCAAUGGCCCGCCAGAGCAGGUCCGAGCCCAUCCUGAAAGACCUGGCUGACAACCGUAGGCUCUCCAAUGAAUUCUUCACAGACGUGCUGUACAUGUUCAUCCAACGGGCCAUUAAGAAUCUGCUGGAGAACUUCUUGGGUCUGCCGACCACCCCACCAGGCAGAGACAUUAUGUGGAAUGACAACUUUAACUGGAUGUAUAGGGACGGCUGGGGGAACACCCCCACAUCCAGCGAGGAGGAAUUGUGGGACAGCGACUCCACCUGGUCAAGUGGGCAUGGGGAGGAGGAAGGGACAGAGUCCCGUGGGAGGUGGGCCGCUCUGUUGGAGAAGGGCAGCUUCCUGACCCUCCAGUCCUCCAGCUCCCUCUCCCUCUCCGAUGACAACAAGGAGGCACUAGGGGCCGUCUGCCAAGUCCUGACCACCAGGGUGGGAGACAUCCUGAACAGUACCUGCAACGACGAUUGCAAGGCCAGGCUCAUCAUCCAGAAAGGAUUGGAUUCCGGUGCCAGGGAAAGGUUCCCUGACUUUCCGUGUCCCUCUUCACCCAAGGACGAAGAGGAGGUGGUUGUGAGUGCCAUGACUGUCUCAUACCCUAAACCCUCCACCUCAACCCAGGCAGCAUGGGCAGCUCCUGCCCAGACUCUGGAUGUUUUUCUGCCCAGACCCUGCCUGGAUGAAGAAGAGGUAGUGCCCAGCACCUCCUUGAAGGACAACUCUGUGACGACCACCCAUGCAGCACUGGCAGCUCCUUCCCAGACCCUGGUAGAAGAGGUGGGAGAAGCUGAGGUGUCCAACGUGAGUGAGUGCUCCCUGAUGCCCACCAAGGCCCUUGAGAAGAUUCCCUCCCUCCUACCAGGCAAGAUCCUUAUCGAGGAGGACACCCUCAGUUGCAGCACUCCCUGGGCCACCGUCAUGAGCCCCCAGACCCUGAAGUUUAUCCUCCACGGCAUCAUGUGCCGACUGGAGGCCUCAGAGUCCCCCCAGACAAGGAGGGCCAAUGACCCCUUCAGGCUGAUGAAGGAUCUCUUUCUGGAGGUCCAGCAUGCCCUGAAGUAUGCUGACAUCUCUGUCCUCUUUGGCCUGGAGGAGAGCAUCCAAUUCAUUGGGGAGGAUGCGGUGAAGGCCAUCGUGAAGACUGCAGCUAAAAGAUUGUCCCUGCGUUCGGACUCCAACCGGGCUCAACUGCGUGCCGCGCGCUCUGGUGGUGAGGCAGCCAUCAGGUGCAUGGCGGACACCAUCACACAAGUCAUAGAUGACUAUUCCGAGGACUGGAGUUCCGGCGGCCAUUUUGGAGCCAGGAGGAGCCGUGCUAGUGGGAGGUCACACUCCUCAACCUCCUCAAGGAGUGACGUCACCCUCACCGAGGAGCUCCUGGCCCGGAGAGAAUCCCUUGAAGAGGACCUAGCGGAGAUGGCUGAUGACAGCACUGGUUUGGAGAAGACCAUUGUAAGCUCAGCCAUCUCUGCCAAGUCCCAGGUAAUUAGCUACAUUUCUGAGAGCUCCGAGCCCAACAGCUGUGCCCUCUUCACAGACCUCGAGGACAUCACCUCCACACAUGUGAGACAGACAAGAACUAGUAGAUCGUUUAGUUAUUUGGGCUGUUUGAUUGUGAGGCAUCAACUCAAAUCUGUUUCUCUCUCUACGAAGGAGAAGGAUAAGGAAGAGGCUAUGAAGGAAGAAGUGAGGAAGUCAGGAAAGAAGAGGCGAAGAAAUAACAAGGACCAGAAGAAGAACAAGGUGUCUCCUCUUGGCAAUGAUAGUACUGUGGCUGCAGAUGAGCCGAAGAAAAAACAGGCUCUCCUCCCGCGGAUCACAGCUGCCCUGGCAAGACUAUUUUGCUUCCCCUGCAAAAAAAGAUGCAAAAAGUAACUGUGCAGAGACGAGUUUGGGAAACCCUGAUACCACCUCCCACAACCCACUUUCUAAAAAAACAUCAGUGCCACCAGAAGAGGGAGACAACCCCCCCCUAUUCACAACUCAUUUUAUUACCCUCCCCCAUUUAAUUUAAUAAACACAACUUUCAGCUAUUUUGAUCUUCUUUACUUUUUUUUUUACAGACCCACCUGCAUGCUAUAGAUUUGUAAGGUCAAUUUGCUGU